UUACCGUAAUUAAUUUUUCCAGUAAAUAGCAAGAGAUUCUGAUUAUAUAGUGCUCACUUGUGAUCGUUUUUAAAAUUAAAAGCUCUUUACUGCUGCACUAGCUGUUCAGGUUUUAUACGUGAAAGAUUCCUUAUUUUUUAUUUUUUAAUGGAUUACUUUUAUUGGAUUACUUUUACUUAGUUACUUUUGCUGACAAAAGCAUUAUCGGCAAUUAUAUAUGACAUUCUACUAAAUACUGGCAUAUACUGUAUAUACGUAACGAAAUUAAUAUUCAUUGUCGUUAAAAAAAUAGCGGAACGCAUAGAACCUAACUGAAAUUGUACAGCUUUUACCAUUUACUUCUUCCACAGGUUUUCAGUACUAUACACAAUACACAAAAUUAAUGAGCGAUCACCAGGACGCCGUAAAGGCACCAAAAAUGGCGCAAAUCUAAUGAUAUCCGCAGUCAUUACAUAUUGUCUCAGCGGAAUUAAUAAUCAGAAAGGCGGCCCAUUCGUUAGAAAUGAGGCUAUCGCGUCCACAUGCCACCAAACGUCUACUUUCACUCAGUGCUGAAAACACCCGCAUUGAUGGAUCUCAGCUUUUUGAAAGGACUUUUAUCAUGGCACAAACACUUGGAGACAGUGUUUCUAUUCGUGUUCUAUUACAGUGUCAUCACAAGUCUAUAUAAGGACUGUUUGCAUAAAUACUACCUCAUUUCACUACAACUGGAUGACAACAACUACAACACAUAUUACGUACUCGCCAGUGCUGUUAAAAGGGGCCACACCAAGCUGAAUUACACCAUGUACCCGUGAUGACGAACCAGAGCCCAGAUGUCCAAAAGAUCCUUGUGGAGAUUCGUCCACCUGACUUCCUAACCCACCGUCCGGCUCCGCUUCAUAUUUACAGCACGAAUGUUUUCUCUGUUGAGCAUGGAGACAGACGCUUUGUUAUUAAGGAACUCAUCGCCGAGUCCAAAAGAAUUCCUAUCGGUCAUACUGGAGGCAGAAAUGCUGAUCAAAAACAUCCGCCAAGAUAACGUUAUUCGCUACUAUGGCUUGCACGUUGCCGGCUGUAUUGGCGGUAAAGUGCAUUACCUUUUGGCGCUAGGGCAUUGUACAGGCGGCAAUCUACUCGAAUGGGCCAUACAAUCACGCUUUAGACAGAAUUUCGAACACCGCAAAAUAGGCCGUAUUCUUCGAGAUGUUCUUCAAGGUUUGGACUAUUUACAUCAACACGAUCUGCAGUUGAUCCACUGCGAUAUUAAACCGCAAAACCUGGUGUUCCAUAUGCCAGAAGGUCGCAUCGUUAUCAUCGAUUUUGAGGGUGUCGCCGUAGGACGACAGUUGAAAUCGGAAAAGGUCACCAAUGCCUACACGCCUAGUUACGCCGCGCCUGAGCUGCUACGCGUACUGGGCGACAUAGACGACAAUCAAGGAAGAAAUUUCCGGAAAGAUUGAUGUAUGGAGUGUUGGUUGUGUGGGCAUCGUGCUGGUUACCGGAAAGGCACCGGUUAUCUGUGAAUGGCGAGACGGUGGUGAGGGCCUUGUUGUGCACAAAGGCAUUACUCCGGUUAUG
Molecule: messenger RNA, 1560 nt
Organism: Paramacrobiotus metropolitanus
Lineage: Eukaryota; Metazoa; Tardigrada; Eutardigrada; Parachela; Macrobiotidae
Product: serine/threonine-protein kinase 17A-like
Exons: 3
Coding region: 897-1442 (181 amino acids)
Biological process (GO): protein phosphorylation
Molecular function (GO): ATP binding; protein kinase activity
Source: RefSeq, a predicted model, not a curated record